AUGAGUAUAUUGAGUUGGAAUUGCCGGGGGCUUGGGAACCCUUGGACAGUUUCGAAGCUUCACCAUUUGGUGAAGGAAAAGAAACCCACGAUAGUUUUAUUAAUGGAAACUAAAUUACGUGCUGACCGCUUGGAAAUGGUGAGAAUUCAUUUGGGAUAUGAUUAUAUGGUUGUGGUAGAUUGUGUGGGAAGGAGCGGAGUUUUGGCAUUGCUUUGGUUGGCCGAUAUGGGGAUUGAAAUUCAAAACUAUAGCCGAUGGCACAUUAAUGCAAAAGUUUGUCCUUCCUCAGCCGACUCGCCAUGGAAGUUUACCGGUUUUUAUGGUCAUCUGGAUCCUAGUAAGCGAGUGGAGUCAUGGAGUUUGUUGCGAUACAUUGCUAGGAUGGAACCGGGCCCUUGGAUGUGCAUCGGUGAUUUCAAUGAGAUUAUAUGCCUUGAUGAAAAAUUUGGUGGGAGUGGACGUCAAAGAAGUCUAAUGGAAGCUUUCCAACGGGUGUUGGAGGAUUGUGAACUCUUAGAUUUGGGAUAUAGGGGCCCGAAAUACACAUGGAGUAACUGUAGAGAGGCUGAGGAUUUUAUGAAGGAGAGACUUGAUCGAGCGGUUGCUAAUCGGGGAUGGUGUGACAGUUUUCAUGAUGCAAAAAUAGUGAUUGGGGCUGCUGUAUGGUCAGACCAUUUUCCUCUCCUUUUGACAUUAAACAAUUCUGGGGGUAGGCAUAAGGGUCGGCACACAUUCAAAUAUGAGGCUGGGUGGGAGCUUGAUGGCAGCUGCCGAACUUUGAUCCAAAAGACAUAG
Messenger RNA from Corylus avellana, 795 nucleotides. RefSeq lists its product as uncharacterized. NCBI's taxonomy places the organism in Eukaryota, Viridiplantae, Streptophyta, Magnoliopsida, Fagales, Betulaceae. The record is from RefSeq and is a predicted model, not a curated record.